Molecule: messenger RNA, 1807 nt
Organism: Histoplasma capsulatum G186AR
Lineage: Eukaryota; Fungi; Ascomycota; Eurotiomycetes; Onygenales; Ajellomycetaceae
Product: nucleotide excision repair protein RAD23
Exons: 7
Coding region: 162-1322 (386 amino acids)
Biological process (GO): nucleotide-excision repair; proteasome-mediated ubiquitin-dependent protein catabolic process
Cellular component (GO): cytosol; nucleoplasm
Molecular function (GO): proteasome binding; ubiquitin binding; damaged DNA binding
Source: RefSeq, a predicted model, not a curated record
CUGCCACCUGCUUUGUGUUUCUCUACAUUCUCGGUCUCAUAGCUUGUCGACAAUAACCGUCCUCUAUAUCCUACUAUCCAUCCUCCCGUCUUCCGACUUUAUCCAACUCAUUUCCCCUCCUGUCAACUUUCCCCCGUUCGAACACUCUUCGGUGGCGCAAGAUGAAACUGACAUUUAGAGAUUUGAAGCAGCAGAAGUUUGUGAUUGAGGCCGAACCUUCCGAAACGGUUGGCCAAGUCAAAGAGAAGAUCUCUCAGGAAAAGGGCUGGGAUGUUGCUCAACAAAAACUUAUCUAUUCAGGCAAAAUUCUACAAGAUGCAAAUACUAUUGAAUCAUAUAACAUCGAGGAGAAAGGUUUCAUAGUCUGCAUGGUCUCAAAGCCAAAACCGGCCCCCUCGACAUCAGCAGGUGUAUCUUCUCAGGCUCCGUCAACUCCCGCUCCCGCCGCCGCUUCAACCCCUGCCGCCCCCGCACACCGUUCCAAUCCCCUCACUUCAGAUAUCACCGCCACCCCAUCACCUGCAGCUCCGGUCGCUGCCCCAGUUGCGGGUGGUUCCACUACGUUCAAUGACCCAUCAGCUCUCCUUAUGGGCCCUCAGGGCGAACAGGUAGUCGCACAGAUGGAGUCUAUGGGGUUCCCAAGAAGUGAUAUAGACCGUGCCAUGAGAGCCGCGUAUUUUAAUCCAGAUCGAGCAAUCGAGUAUCUUUUAAAUGGUAUUCCCGAGACCACUCAAGCCGAGCACCGAGAAGCUGCCCCUGCCCCUCCGGCGACAACAACUCCUAGCGGCAGCACAGCAGCGCCACCAACAACCGCGGCAGUUGGAGACGAUGAGCACAUCAACCUUUUCGAGGCAGCAGCGCAAGCUGGCGCUCCGCAACUGGGUGGAGCCGGGCGCGGCGCUCGCGCUGCAGGACAGGGGUUAGCACCUCCCGCCGAAGGGGGAAACCUUGGCAAUCUAGAUUUCCUGCGGAGCAACCCUCACUUCCAACAGUUACGACAACUCGUGCAGCAACAGCCUCAGAUGCUCGAGCCAAUCCUGCAACAAGUUGGCGCCGGUAAUCCGCAACUCGCACAACUCAUUGGACAGAAUCAGGAUCAGUUUCUCCAGCUGCUCAGCGAGGAUAUCGAUGACGAUGCACAGUUACCUCCAGGCACACAUCAGAUUACCGUAACAGAGGAAGAAAGAGAUGCAAUUGAAAGGCUCUGUCGUCUAGGAUUCCCUCGAGACUCUGUCAUCCAAGCUUACUUCGCCUGCGAUAAAAACGAGGAGCUAGCGGCGAAUUUCUUGUUUGAGCAACCUGACGAGGGUGACGACAAUUGAAAAAGCAAAGAAAAGAAAGAAGCCGACAAAAAAUCUCGCGGCCCGUUCUUUCUUUUCCUUGGCUUCUUCCUGUGGAAAUUCUCCCUAUAACUUCCAUCACUUACCCACCCUUAAACCCUCCCCAUCGUCCCCAUUCGGUUGUAUUUAAAAAUCUCACAUCUACUCCACCUUUCCGCCAUCCUCCCAUCCUCCCAUCCAAUUUAACUCAUAUUUGCACUCUGCCCUUGCCUCUUUACUUCCUCGAUUAUGAAAUCUCUGGCUAUCCGCUUACUUUAAUUCCCUCCCCCGACCUCGGUUUGGGGUUACUUUAUACACGAAUCCUAUCAGAUAUUCUUGUUGCUGUUAUUGUUGUAUUUCUUUUCUUCAAAUUUCCCCUCCUGUUCCUGCUCUCAAAGCCACAUAACUUAACUUUACUACUGGUACUCUUCUAGCAAUAGCACGCGAAUGGAAAUCUCAAACCGAGUUGCCUUAUUUAUUUUAUUUUU